UGUCUUGACACAUCAUCCUAGGACCCACAUGUAAGUCUAAUAAACCAGGACAGCGACAGACACGGGGAACCCAGGCGCCUAGGAAGCAAGGUCGGGGAGUAUGGGAAGGUGGUCAUGGCUGUGCCCAACAGCUCCGGGAGCGAGGCAGCGGUUGCGUCUUGCUCCGGUUCACACCUCGCCGCUGCCAUCGUCGAUGAGUCGGGGCAGCGCUACAUCGACGCCAUCAGCUGUGUAUCCACCAAGGCCGUCGCGGUUAUGCGCCAGAAGGACAGUAUCCUAAUGGAAGGUCGUCUGCGCAUAACUCCGAGGCCUCCAAACAAGUCGCCGGUGUAGAAGGUUGCCUCUUAUGCACUGGCACUGCAGGUCUGCAGCCUCAUGUUACAUCUUAUCAGUACUGCCCCUUAUGCACCGUCGCAGCAGCUUCAAGUUCCUUCUUAUGUGUCACAGCAGCUGCCUAAUGUUCCUUCUUACACAUCGCAAAUGUCAUCAAACCCACUUUACCAAAGCUAUUGCAUACUUGCAUUGUUCAGUUUAACGCAGAUUACUCACAUAAACUGGACUAGGUGGGAGUAUCCAUUGAGGGACGUGUGAAGCAUUGUACUAGAAGUGUCCACUGCCCAUCAUUCAGCAUCCCCAAAAGGGCCUCAUUUGCUGCAGAUAAUUACAGAUUCUAUAUAGAUAUAGAGCCUCAACAAGUUCGAUACAUCAGUGCUGCUCCUUUCCUUUCCCAUAGCGCCAAUGCUUAAGUGGGUUGUGCUGAUAGGAAAAACACCAUGCAGAAUGCGGAGGCGAGGGACACAAUGAUUGCUGAACGCGCACACCUAGACAAUGAGGGCCCGGGGCACAGACACGGACACCGACCACUUGCUGCUCGUGCUCACGCAUUGAAGUUGUUGUACUUGACCAGAGAUAUAGGGUUGGAGCUGUGUGCGCAUCCUCCAUUUGGUCUUGAUGGGCGGCGCACGGUCAUGAGGGUGGUGACCUCAGAGUGCAGCAAUCUGGUGUGGCAACCACUUGGCAUGGCGAUGUCGUGUUGUGAUUCACAAAAUAGAAUCCAUGUUCUACAUGAACACUCAACAUCUAUCAAGUCUUUGGCUAUCCAUUCAACUAAGCCAUAUGUGUUGUCAGCAUCCCGUGAUGGUAAAAUUUUGCUGUGGGACUAUGGAAAGGAGUGGCAAUUGAUAAAAGCAUUUGAUGCCAAUAGUUGGCUUGAUAAAGGCGAUACUGUGGAGCAAGUUGCGUUUCACCCCAAGGACAACGAUUUGUUUGCCAGUGCCCAAGGCAAAACAGUAAAGUUUUGGAAUCUGCAUUCGGGUGAAUGUAAGCACAUACUGUCUGGCCAUUCAGAUUCAGUGGUGUGUUUGGAUUACUUCAGUCUGGGUCACAAGCUAUACUGGAUCACCGGUUCACAAGACAGAACUGCCAAGAUCUGGGACUUUGAGACACGGAGGUGUGUUCAUUCACUGAAAGGGCACAUGGAUGUUGUUAACAUUGUGUGUUGCCAUCCGGAUCUUCCAAUACUCAUUACUGCUUCAUGGGAUGGGUCAGUUCAUCUGUGGGACUCCACCACCUUCCGGUAA
Molecule: messenger RNA, 1580 nt
Organism: Triticum urartu
Lineage: Eukaryota; Viridiplantae; Streptophyta; Magnoliopsida; Poales; Poaceae
Biological process (GO): intracellular protein transport; intra-Golgi vesicle-mediated transport; retrograde vesicle-mediated transport, Golgi to endoplasmic reticulum
Cellular component (GO): COPI vesicle coat
Molecular function (GO): protein binding
Source: RefSeq, a predicted model, not a curated record